Messenger RNA from Uloborus diversus, 862 nucleotides. RefSeq names its product angiotensin-converting enzyme-like. Gene Ontology annotation, molecular function: metallopeptidase activity; peptidyl-dipeptidase activity. The record is from RefSeq and is a predicted model, not a curated record. NCBI's taxonomy places the organism in Eukaryota, Metazoa, Arthropoda, Arachnida, Araneae, Uloboridae. Gene Ontology annotation, cellular component: plasma membrane. Gene Ontology annotation, biological process: proteolysis.
GGUAAGAAUGUGUGGUGAAGUUACGGAAAAAAGUUUUCUAGAAAUGGUCCAUGAAAUGGGUCAUAUACAGUACUAUAUAGCGUACCACGAUCAACCAAUGAUUUACCGAAGUGGGGCCAACUCUGCUUUCCACGAAGCAGUAGGUGAAACUAUGGUUUAUGCAGCUGAAAGCCCAAAGUGCUUGAAAAGUUUAAAACUUACUGAAACUUCUGAAUAUUCGAAGAAAAUGCUUCUAAACACUUUGAUGAAGCAAGCAUUGUCCAAAUUUGUGAUCCUUCCAUGGGCAUUAACGCUAGAAAUAUGGCGCUAUUUGAUGUUUUCUGGAUAUAUCGUAGAAGAAAAUAUGACAGAAAUAUGGUGGAAACUCAGGAGGUCGUUUCAAGGACUAGAGCCACCAGAUGAGGAAGCAUCUAAACUCUUUGACGCUGGUUCUAAAUACCAUGUGAUAAACAAUAUUCCAUACAUGAGGUAUUUCUUGUGUCGGUUCUUGGAGCAUCACUUUCUAGAAGCACUGUGUAAAUUAUCAGAUGAAAAUGUACAUUCAUGUUGUUUUAUUAAUUCGAAACCAGCUGCGGAAAAAUUUUGGAAAAUGAUGUCUCUUGGAGCUUCAGUGACAUGGCAAGAAGCGUUGGAAACUCUGACUGGUCAUUCUAAUUUGUCUCCAAGUCCUCUCAUUGAAUAUUACAAACCUCUGCAUUUAUGGUUAACGGAAUAUAACGAGAAGUACAAUAUUGCCGUAUCUUGGUAGACGUAGAUUUUCGAGUGAACAGAGCUCUUGUUCAACGUAAUAAUCGAACAAUUAAGCUUUUGUCAUAGAUUAGUAAAUAAGUUUGAGUACCAAACUGUCUAAAAACUUUUUGUG